AUGGAGCCAGACUUGCCAAUGGAAAUGCAGCAUCCGUACUGGCACAUCUCCCGCAUUGCGCCAAGCGUCAUCAUGGCCUUCUGCGUCCUACUGGGCAUCCCUGGAAACCUGGCAGUGGUGGUGGUGGUGGUAAGAAAUCUGGAGCGUGGGAACUUUACUCUGCGUCUGAUGCUGAACUUGGCUUUGUGUGACCUGCUGGUCCUGCUCUGCCUGCCUCUUGUCAUCUAUAACCUGCAGAAGAACUGGGACCUGGGCCCCGAACUCUGCAAGACACUCUUUCUCCUACUACAUGGUGGUCUGAACGCCAGCGUGCUGACCAUCACCCUGCUGAGCGUGCAGCGCUACAUCCAAGUACUUUACCCUCAGAACUGGGCAAGGCUUGGUCGCCUGGGGGAGGAGGCCCUGCUGUUAUUCUUGUGGGGGCUUGCAGGGCUCAUAGCCUGCCCCUCCCUCUUAGUGCGAGACAUCAGUACCAAGAGCCUCCUCAGUUCCUGCUCCUCACACUACCCAAGCAGGGCUGUGGAGAUGAGCGUGCUGCUGCUCCAGACCGUGGUGGGCUUCCUGAUGCCCUGCUGCAUCCUGGGAACCUCCUACUUCUUCCUCCAUCGCAGGGUGAGUCUGGCCUCUCAGUUGCGACAGCAGCGCCUCACCAAGCUAGUCGGCAGCAUCAUGGUGUCCUUCUUCUCCUGCUGGGCUCCUCUACACCUGUUCAACAUGCUGGCGGCGGUCAAUGUGGCCUUGAAGAACAAGGAGUUGUACCGGGUGUGUGAGAUUGCCUGGGACUUCCUCAUCGCCUGCUCCACAUUCAACAGCUGCCUGAACCCUUUCCUCUAUGCCUUUGCUUCUUCUGACUUCCGCAGGGACCAUCCUCAGCCCACCAGCACAUAG
Molecule: messenger RNA, 888 nt
Organism: Hypomesus transpacificus
Lineage: Eukaryota; Metazoa; Chordata; Actinopteri; Osmeriformes; Osmeridae
Product: leukotriene B4 receptor 1-like
Exons: 1
Coding region: 1-888 (295 amino acids)
Biological process (GO): G protein-coupled receptor signaling pathway; immune response
Cellular component (GO): membrane
Molecular function (GO): G protein-coupled receptor activity
Source: RefSeq, a predicted model, not a curated record